Triplophysa rosa is the source of this 1093-nucleotide messenger RNA. RefSeq names its product replication factor C (activator 1) 5 (gene rfc5). Lineage: Eukaryota; Metazoa; Chordata; Actinopteri; Cypriniformes; Nemacheilidae. The record is from RefSeq and is a predicted model, not a curated record. The transcript has 11 exons. The coding region runs from base 77 to 1075 and encodes 332 amino acids. Gene Ontology annotation, molecular function: ATP binding; DNA clamp loader activity; DNA binding. Gene Ontology annotation, cellular component: DNA replication factor C complex; nucleus. Gene Ontology annotation, biological process: DNA repair; DNA-templated DNA replication.
UUCUCCGCGUAGUCAGAAAAACGCGCCAACACAUGUCGUGUUGUGGUUGUUCGUUUGACUGCAAAAAUUAAAGAAUAUGGCAUCAACGAGAAAGACUCAGACAAGAAAUUUACCAUGGGUUGAAAAAUACAGACCUCAGACACUCGAUGACCUCAUCUCUCACCAAGAUAUACUGAGCACAAUUCAGAAGUUCAUCAGUGAAGACAGAUUGCCUCAUCUGCUUUUCUACGGCCCCCCAGGAACAGGAAAGACCUCCACUAUACUAGCAUGUGCUAAACAACUCUACAAAGAUAAAGAGUUUAACUCCAUGGUCCUGGAGCUAAAUGCGUCAGAUGAUCGUGGUAUAGAUGUGGUAAGGGGGCCGAUCCUCAGCUUUGCCAGCACACGGACCAUCUUCAAGAAGGGCUUCAAGUUAGUGAUCCUGGAUGAGGCGGAUGCUAUGACCCAGGAUGCACAGAACGCUUUAAGGAGAGUCAUUGAGAAGUUCACAGAGAACACUCGUUUCUGUCUCAUCGGUAACUACCUGUCUAAGAUCAUACCUGCGCUGCAGUCUCGAUGCACACGCUUCCGGUUCGGGCCGCUCUCUCAAAACCAGAUGAUUCCUCGACUGGAACACGUCAUACAGCAGGAGAGCAUUGACAUCACCCCAGAUGGCAUGAAGGCCAUUGUGACCCUCUCGACGGGAGAUAUGAGACGAUCGCUGAACAUUUUACAGAGUACUCAUAUGGCUUAUGGGAAGGUGACGGAGGACACAGUGUACACGUGUACCGGACAUCCACUGAGAUCAGACAUCGCCAACAUACUGGACUGGGCUCUUAAUAAAGACUUCACCACUGCAUAUAACCAAAUUUUGCAGCUCAAAACUCUUAAAGGUCUGGCACUUCAUGACAUUUUGACCGAGGUCCAUCUUCUCAUUCACCGCGUGGAUUUUCCACCUUCCAUUCGCAUGGGCUUGCUUAUCAAACUUGCAGAUAUUGAGUAUCGUCUGGCCUCUGGAACCAAUGAAAAGAUCCAGCUCAGCUCAAUGGUCGCUGCUUUCCAAGCAGUUCGAGACAUAGUAGUCAGUGAUGGAUAGAUGGUGUCAUGUGUUAUA